This is a messenger RNA of Macroventuria anomochaeta, 1761 nucleotides long. RefSeq names its product diphthamide biosynthesis protein 1. Bases 26 to 1453 code for a protein of 475 amino acids. The record is from RefSeq and is a predicted model, not a curated record. Gene Ontology annotation, molecular function: 2-(3-amino-3-carboxypropyl)histidine synthase activity. Gene Ontology annotation, biological process: protein histidyl modification to diphthamide. The transcript has 2 exons. NCBI's taxonomy places the organism in Eukaryota, Fungi, Ascomycota, Dothideomycetes, Pleosporales, Didymellaceae.
CGCGCCGCAACACGCCACCAACACAAUGGAAGAAGACCGCACAGCCACGAAUCUUGGGCCUGAGGUGAACGAUGAAAUCACAGAGGAGCCAGCUGCCGUACCUAAGCAGCCAAAGAGGAGAUUUGUUGGGAGAAAGACGGCUGAGAAGAGCGGCGAGCAGCAGGCAGAUCCCAAUGCGAACAUUGAGGACUCGAGCGCAAUACAAGUUGCCCAACCUCGCCGCACUGCUCGAGCCCUGAACGCUAUACCCGACUCUAUCCUGCAUGACAAAGACAUCAACGAUGCUAUCGCUCUGCUCCCACCGAACUACAGCUUCGAGAUCCACAAAUGCAUACACCGUAUACGGACAUCCGGGGCGAAGUCCAUAGCGCUACAGUUCCCAGAGGGGCUGCUGCUCUUCGCUACAACGAUUUCAGACAUCCUUACGCAGUUCUGCCCUGGCACAACGACCCUGAUCAUGGGCGACGUGACAUACGGCGCAUGUUGCAUAGACGACUACACGGCGAGAGCGCUUGGCUGCGACCUUUUGAUUCACUAUGCGCACAGCUGCCUUAUCCCGGUUGCGGUCACAAAGAUUGCAACGCUGUAUGUCUUCGUUUCGAUCAGCAUCGACACCACACACCUCAUAAACACUAUCACCGAGAACUUCCCCACAGGCAAGAGUAUCGCCUUGGUUGGGACCAUUCAGUUCAACGCUACAAUACACGGCAUCGUGUCUAUUCUGCGGAGAGAAGGCUACAAGCCUAUCGUUCCACAAAUCGCCCCUUUGUCAAAAGGCGAGAUUCUGGGCUGCACAUCGCCGUCAAUGGCGAUCAAGCCAGGACAGUUAAAUGCCAAGGGCAAGGAGGAAGAAGUGGCAGACAUGAUCCUCUACCUCGGCGACGGACGAUUCCACUUGGAAAGCGCGAUGAUCGCAAACCCUUCAUUACCCGCAUACCGCUACGAUCCUUAUUCACGACGACUCACGCAUGAGACAUACGAACACGACUCGCUCUAUGAUCUAAGACGGACAGCUAUUUUGACAGCGAAGAAGGCGCGCACAUGGGGCAUCAUCUUGGGCUCAUUGGGGAGGCAGGGCAACCCACAUACUCUCACACUGAUCGAGAACGAGCUCAAGAGACAGGGCAUCAAGUGCGUCAACCUAUUGCUGUCCGAGAUCUUCCCAGGCAAACUGGCGAUGAUGUCAGAUGUGGAGGCUUGGGUACAGAUUGCCUGCCCGCGAUUGAGCAUCGACUGGGGCUACGCGUUCCCAAGACCAUUGCUGAGUCCAUAUGAGGCACUGGUCACACUCGGUGUGCGGGAUGCACCAUGGCUUGAGGAGGACCCCGCACAGAGGAAGGUUGAGGAGCGGGAGAGGAAGAAUCUAUAUCCUAUGGACUUUUACGCGAAGGAGGGACUAGGGCGAACGACGAUUGACCAUAUUAAGGCGGCUGAGGUGAAGAUUGGAGCAUGAGGUUAGGACAAGUUUACAUUCAACGGCGUUUAGAUACCACGACAAAUACCGACAGUGUACGAAGAGGCUCGUUUUGGAGACGCACUAGUCGACUAGAAUUUCGACUUCAGCAAUUUGCGACCCUACAAAACAAAGCAGAGCUUGUCCUGGACACACUGAAUGCCUCCUCGCUUAAUCAUGAUUGAUUGAGACAGCUCUCAAAACUGAAAAGCAACGAAUUGUUGCGCCACGCUGGUCUACACAAGGGUUGCGCUGUUUGGCAGUGUGCCGUUAGGAACGAGCCUCUUAGUAUCAUAAAAAUACAAUGU